Cynara cardunculus var. scolymus (artichoke) is the source of this 1305-nucleotide messenger RNA. RefSeq lists its product as uncharacterized. The transcript is spliced from 2 exons. NCBI's taxonomy places the organism in Eukaryota, Viridiplantae, Streptophyta, Magnoliopsida, Asterales, Asteraceae. The record is from RefSeq and is a predicted model, not a curated record. The coding region runs from base 1 to 1305 and encodes 434 amino acids.
AUGAUAAAAGGACUGGUGGCUCAGUCCCAAGCACAACAGCAAAUGAUGACUCAAAAUCAAUCUUUGUUCAAUCAACAAAGUGCUGCCAUUAAAAAACUGGAAACACAAGUUAGCCAACUUGCUCUCAAUCAGAAUAGUAGAGCCCUUGGUACUUUACCUAGUAACACUGAAGUCCUGAGAGAUUUAGGAAAAGAGCAUGUAAAGAUAGUGACUCUAAGGAGUGGAAAGGAAUUAACUGAGACCAUACCAAAAGAAAGUGAACAGAAGUUGCUAGGAAAAAAUCCAAUUGAGGAUGAGGUUAUAACAGGUCCAAAAACCAAAGUUGUAAUCCCAUCUAAACCUCAAGAAAGUAAGACCAAGACUCUAGGCACUCUGGACCCAUCUUGCUCAACACAACCUAACAAAGCCAUCAUAAAGCCAGUUCCUCUUUAUGUUCCUUUUCCCCAAAGGUUAAGGAAUCAAAAGGAAGAACUGCAAUUCAAGAAGUUUUUGGAAGUGUUUAAAGCAUUGCAUAUCAACAUACCUCUUGUUGAAGCAAUAGAGCAAAUGCCCUGUUAUGCCUUGAAGAAGAAGUUAACCGAAUAUGAGACCGUAGCUCUUACUAAGGGAUGUAGUGCGCUUCUAACCAACAAAAUACCCCCUAAGCUUAAAGACCCAAGGAGUUUCACUAUUUCUUGUUCUAUAGGUGGAAAGGAGAUUGGUAAAGCUUUGUGUGACCUAGGAGCUAGUAUCAACCUUAUGCCCUUAUCUGUUUUCAACACCCUAGGCAUAGGAAAAGCUAGACUCACCACUGUCACCUUGCAAUUGGCCAAUAGAAGCAUAGCUUAUCCAAAAGGUAAGAUUGAGGAUGUCUUAGUUCAGGUUGACAAAUUCAUCUUUCCGGUUGACUUCAUCAUCCUUGAUUUUGAGGCUGACAAAGAUAUUCCCAUAAUCUUAGGAAGACCUUUCUUAGCCACUAGUGGAACCUUGAUUGAUGUCCAAAAAGGAGAGCUUACCAUGAGACUCCAAGAUCAGAAAGUCACAUUCAAUGUCUUUAAUUCCUUAAAGUACCCUAAUUACUUAGAGGAAUGCUCAGGAGUUACUGAGAUUGAGAAAAUGUGUUAUGAGGAAGGAGCUAGGAAGGCCUGUAAGCUAGAGGAGGACGAUAGUGUUGAGAUAGGUGAUGAUACUGUUGAGGAUUUAGAAGGUGAUGUCCCAUCUGAUGCUGUAGCAUUUGAGUUGUUGGAAAAUAGUGAGCUUAAGAAUUUUACCCCGCCUAUAAUUUCACCUCCUGUUCUGGAGUUAAGCAACUCCCAUCUCACUUGA